Molecule: messenger RNA, 1593 nt
Organism: Saprolegnia diclina VS20
Lineage: Eukaryota; Oomycota; Saprolegniomycetes; Saprolegniales; Saprolegniaceae
Exons: 1
Coding region: 26-1525 (499 amino acids)
Biological process (GO): sodium-dependent phosphate transport
Cellular component (GO): membrane
Molecular function (GO): sodium:phosphate symporter activity
Source: RefSeq, a predicted model, not a curated record
GUGUUUCACUUGCGCUUUUGCCGGGAUGACCGUCAAGCUCUACGAAGAAUCGUCGCGCUACGACCCGUGGUGCUCGCCAAUCGAGCGCCGCUCCGAACUCUCGGCGCCGGACGACCCGCCAUCCGACCCGUUCGUGCUCUUGCCCGCGCGCCGCCGGUCUGUCGCCGCGACCGCCGGCUAUGUCCUCCUCUUCCUCUUUUCGCUGUGGCUCUUUAUGGUCUCGGUGCGAUGGCUCUCGGACGGCUUCAUGCUUCUCGUUGCGUGCAGGGCCACGGCCGUCUUUGAGUUCUCCAACCACUCGCUCGUCGGCUUGAUGAUCGGCGUCGUCGCCGCCGCGCUCCUCCACUCGUCGAGCGCCGUUGUCUGCAUCACCGUGGCGUCCGUCGGCGCCAACAUCCUCAGCCUCCGCAAGUCGAUCCCGAUCAUCAUGGGCGCCAACCUCGGGACGUGCGUCACGUGCAUCCUCGUAGCCUUUGCCCAGGUCCACGACCGGUCGCAGUUCCAGCGCGCGAUCGCCGCGGCCACCGUCCACGACAUGUACAACUUUUGGUCCAUCGUCGUCCUCUUCCCGCUCGAAGUCGCUUUCCAUCCGCUCGAGCUGCUCUCGGUCGCCAUCACGGGCAAAUCCGGGCAGAUCGCACUUGCGUCGCCCGCCGAUGCGCUCGUGGACCCGAUGGCCAACGUCUGGGCCAGCGUCAACCACACGCUGCUGCAAGACGUCGCGGCGAGAGACAGCGACGACUGCCGCGUCGCCCGCUUUGUCCUCGGCGGCGCCAUGCACGAUGUCUCCAACACCAGUGCCGGCGCACUCACGCUCGUGCUCGGGCUCAUCGUGCUCGUGCUCGCGCUCGUCGGGAUGGUGUUUGCGAUGACGCACCUCUUCCGCAACGCGACGGCCGCCGUGAUCCGCCGCGUCCUUGGCUGGAACGCCUAUGGCAACAUUGUGAUUGGCAUCAUCUUGACGUUCUUCCUGCACUCGUCGACGGCGAUGACGUCGACGCUGACGCCGCUCGCCGGUCUCAACGUCAUUUCGCUGAGCCAAGUGUACCCGCUCGUGCUCGGCGCCAACCUCGGAUCGACCAUCUCGGGCCUCCUCGCUGCCGCCGUCACGGGCAAGAAGGAGGCCGGCAACGUCGCGCUCGUCAACAUCCUCUUCAACGUGGCGGGCGUCCUCCUCUUCUACGUCGUUCCGCGCACGCGCCGCCCGGUGCUGGGCUGCGCCGAGGCUAUUGGCGCCUACAGCGCGCAGUGGCCGACGGCGGCGAUCGUCUUCAUCGGCGCCACCUACGUGCUCCUGCCCGGCUUCGUCAUCGCCCUCGUCUUCCUCUACGACGCCGGCGUCGCAGGGCUCGUGCUGGGCAUUCUCCUGACGCUCGGUCUCUUUCUAUGCGCUGCCAGCUUUUACCGCUGGUACGUCGUCUUUGGCGGCCGCGCGCGCUGGCACAACUUCCUCGCCGCCAAGGCCGCCGCGCACGAGCACGAGCGCCGGGCUGCCGACGCCGUUUUCCUCGAGCCCAACGCGUAGCUCUUGCAUGCUAGCUCCAUCGCUGUAUGAAUCCCAUCCAUAAUAUGUAGCCACGCGUCUAUCUCUAA